Bicyclus anynana (squinting bush brown) is the source of this 3531-nucleotide messenger RNA. RefSeq names its product PTB domain-containing adapter protein ced-6 (gene ced-6). Bases 192 to 1904 code for a protein of 570 amino acids. The transcript is spliced from 12 exons. The record is from RefSeq and is a predicted model, not a curated record. NCBI's taxonomy places the organism in Eukaryota, Metazoa, Arthropoda, Insecta, Lepidoptera, Nymphalidae.
CAACAGUGACCGUCGGCCGGGCACGUUGUCACUACAGCAUAAAGAUAAACUUAUCGUCGAAUAAAUUUUAAAUUAUUCGUGAACAAUAUUUACAAAAAAAAAUAUUAACUCAGUGUUCGCGAUCAGUGUUCGAAAGUUUCGGAAUCCGUUGCGUGUUUACGUUUUGAGAAAAAAAUAAACAAUAGACAAUCAUGGCGGAAGGUGACAUGCCAUUGGUCACAAGUUACGGCGGCAGCGAAAUUGAAUUUAAUGGCGCGAACGGGACCAAAGUGUCAAAAAAUUCAAGGAUGUCCACCCUGCUGUUCUGGCAGGGCAAGGGGAAAGCCAACGGUUCUCCCAACUCCAGGAACUGGAUCCACGCACCCGACGCACUCAUCAAAGGCCAUGUCGCGUAUUUAGUUAAGUUCCUAGGCUGCACACAAGUGGACCAGCCCAAAGGCAUAGAAGUGGUGAAGGAUGCUAUCAAGAAGCUACAAUUCACGCAACAACUCAAAAAGUCAGAAACCAAAGAUGCCGCUAAGUGCAAGAAAGUCGAAAUUACAGUGUCGGUAGAUGGAGUAGCUAUCCAGGAGCCCAGGUCAAACAACGUGAUGUACCAGUUCCCGCUCCACAGGAUAUCGUACUGCGCGGACGACAAGGGCGCGAAAAAAUACUUCUCCUUCAUUGCCAAAGGUGGCAGCACUGUGAACGGGGUCAACGGCCACGACGGCAGCAACAGUGCGGAGAAACACGAGUGUUUUGUGUUCAUCUCUACUAAACUAGCCUCCGAAAUCACGCUCACUAUUGGCCAGGCUUUUGAUUUGGCGUACAGGCGGUUCCUAAACGACAAUGGCAAAUACAUAGAGAUGCAGAAACUUACACUGCAGAACAAGAGGCUCGAGUUACAGAUGAACGCCUACAAAAACCGAUUACAGGAGCUGUCAAAGAUAACGUACAAAGACGAUCUAACAGCGUACCUUUCUCGCAAUAACCUGAACGACAUCGCAGAGUUCAAGCCGCCGCUAGAGCUGGAGAAGCAGAUCUCCUCUCUGACUCUCGCCAACGGCUUCAGCGCCAUGAACGGCAACAAAACCCCUGACAUCGGAGCGGACGCGUUGUCCAACAACUCGACGGACACGUUCAACUCGUCGAGCGACAACAACCUGCUGCUGUCCACCCCGCCGCCCGCGCACAACGGGAAAUCAUCCCUCAGCGCAGGAAAAUUCCUGGGUGAUCUGUCGUCUAGUAAGAACCCUACCGUCGGUACCCGGCUAGAGAACUUACUACUCCACUCCGAUUCCGACAGCGACUUCGACCCGCGCGCGUUCGAGUCGGAGCCGGUGUCGCGCUUCACGUCGCCCGUCGCCGACAGCGCGCACACGCUCGCGCCCACGCCGCCCUUGCUGGCACCGCCACCAAAAGCGUCCAAACGUCAAACUCAACCGCAACAACCAACGAACCAACAGCCAACCCAUCAACCGCAGCCAACUCAUCAACCGCAGCCAACCCAUCAACCAAUCCAACCGCUCAACGGCAACGAUCUAUUCGGCUCAACACCAUUCUCCAUACCAAACCAACCACAGAUACAAACAUCGCCAUUCGCGCCACAGAACAAGCCCAACUAUGACAUCAAAGACUUCAACCUCCAAACGUCAGUUUUCAACACGACCUCUUUCACAAAUGGUUUGACAGGAUACGAUCCGUUUGACACCCAAAAGGCGGGAAAUAUUUUUGCAAACGGAUAUGGCAACACUUUCAACGGUUUUGGGAAUUUGAGCGAGAAGCAAACAGUGGAGUUAGACAGCGGCUUCAACGGAUUCUUGGAUAAAACUAUUACUGAGAUGAAGGAUGGAUUCAGCAGAGGGAUCAGCUUUGGAAACGACGAUUUUUCAAUAGAUAAUCUCGAUCCCCUGAAGAAGAAUUGAAAUUGAUACAAAAUAAUACGAAAAAUAGAUAAAAUUAUUUAAUUCUUUGUAUCAGUUCACACAAGCUAGUAUAAAGAAAUGCAAUAAAACAUUAUAUUUAAAAAAAAUUAAAAUAUUUCGAAUUUUAGAGUGUAAGCCUUUGUGUGAAUUGAGUCGACGAGUCGAGAAAAGAAAAAAAACAAAAUGUUGCCAUGGUUUUGGUUACAAAUAAAUGAUUAUUACGUGAUAAUAGAUAAUUCGCGAUUAUAUUGUUAUUUUUGUAUAAUAAUUGAAAUUUCUGUUUUCUUAUAAGUAUAUUAUUAAUUGUAAUAAAGAAAAGAAUCUCUCAAAAUAUUAUUUUAUGAAAUUAAUUAAAACAUUAUUUAAAUCAAUUAUCAACAAUAAAUAAAAGGUUUUAUAAAAAAAUCCCAAAAUAAUUUUUAAUGCAAUUGAAUUCUUUUAGUGUUUAACUUUGAGAUGCAAUAAUGGAUUACUUUCGUAAUUAUUAUUCCUUGAAUCUAUUGGCUAAAUCAUUAUUCUCUCCUACGAUAGAUAAUGUAAAUUUUUGGAGCCGCUUUAUUUUAUGCUUGUAUAGAAUAAUAAUUGGUGAUAUUUUUAGAAGAGCAUUCUGCACAAUGUCAUUCACGAAGUGCCUUAUUGUACAAACGAAAUAUAUAGAGUUAUACACAUUCAUUAUACAUCAAUGAAUUUUGCAUGUAUUUUUAUAAAUGACUAAAAACUAACAUACAUGUUAAGGUAUUAAUUAAUCAGUUCGAAUUGUUUGAAGCCUCAUUGUUCUGUGAUAAAUCUCUUCAAAUUGAGGUACUUCAAACCGAUUAUUAUAAUAUAUUGUUUUUAUAUAAUUGUAUACAAUUUGGGAAUUUGUAAAUAAUGAAUUUCACCUUUUUUUCGGAGUCAUUUGUACAUACACGAAUGACAUUGUAGCUUAAUAUACAUAUAUAGAAGAAAUAAGAUUAUAAGCUUACAAGAGAACCAUCCCUAAGUUGUGUCACGAUAUUGAAUUAUGUACUGUUUUAAUAUAAUAUAACGGUUUUUGAUUUAAUAACUUUGAUGACGUCAUAAUACGAAAGGUCACUCUUGUAACGAAAGGAGUCAGCACCAAAAAUCGUGAAAUUCAUGUGACAUAUUUUUAGAUUGCCUAAAUUUGACUGUACAAUAAUAGUUUAGAUUAAUGUUCAAAAAUGUGUAUUUUGAACAAUAAAUAUAUAAAUAUCAAUUUCAAAAUUGUUGGAAAGAAACCUCUGAUUACUAUUUUAAAAGAAAAUCAAUGAAGCUGAUUAUUAAUGAUACUGAUUUUAAAUAUUCUAUUGUCUAUUAAAAUAAUAUAUAAGUGUUGCAAGUAUAUACCAGACUCCCUAAAAGUGGGCUAUUCCACGCAAUUCCACGGGCAUCUGCUAGCUAUAACAAUUAAACAUUCCAAUAUACAUUUUAUAUAUAAUUUACUCUUUACUCCUAAUAAUUUUAAGUAAAUGAUUUUUAUGUGUAUAGUGAAGGUAAACUGUUGUAUUGCGUCGCAUUAGUGGAAAAUAUUUGUAUUUUAGUAUUCUCUGUACUAAUGUUACUGUAAGGCCAAAUGUUAAACAUAAUAGUGUAUUUUGCAGUAAUAAAAAUUAUGUUUAUAACACAA